CCUCCCGGGUCCGCAGUAGAAAACACUGCCCUCUCCCUUCUUGACCCCUGUCCCUUCCUUCCUGCCUUCCUUCCUUCCCUCCCUCCCUCGCUCCUGCCGCCGUCGCUUCUGGUGCCGCUGCUGCUGGAGGAGCUCCUGGCACGGUGAUGGGGUCUCGGGCCUCCACGUUACUGCGGGACGAAGAGCUCGAGGAGAUCAAAAAGGAGACUGGUUUUUCCCACAGUCAGAUCACCCGCCUCUACAGCCGGUUCACCAGCCUGGACAAAGGAGAGAACGGGACACUCAGCCGGGAAGAUUUCCAGAGGAUUCCAGAACUUGCCAUCAACCCACUGGGGGACCGGAUCAUCAAUGCCUUUUUUUCAGAAGGGGAGGACCAGGUAAACUUCCGUGGAUUCAUGAGGACUUUGGCUCAUUUCCGGCCCAUUGAGGACAACGAAAAGAGCAAAGACGUGAACGGGCCAGAACUGAACAGCCGAAGCAGCAAGCUGCACUUUGCUUUUAGACUGUACGAUCUGGAUAAAGAUGACAAGAUCUCCCGUGAUGAGCUGUUACAGGUGCUCCGCAUGAUGGUUGGAGUGAACAUCUCAGAUGAGCAGCUGGGCAGCAUCGCAGACAGGACCAUCCAGGAAGCCGACCAGGAUGGGGACAGUGCCAUAUCUUUCACAGAGUUUGUGAAGGUUUUGGAGAAGGUGGAUGUAGAACAGAAAAUGAGCAUCCGAUUUCUUCACUGAAGGACAGAGACCAAGCCAUUCCUCACUCUCUAGUAUUUAAGAACUGGAACUUUAGAGCCCUCCUGCCCACCAGCCCCACCUCCACCCUAUUGUCCCCUUCCCAGAGUAUUCCUGCGAUUGCAUGACAACCCAAACCCCAUCUUUCCACAAGGCCCUGCCUUUGUUGUUGACCCAGAGCACGAUGGCAUGCUACCCCGGUCCGUUUCUGCUCAGUGGCCAUCCACCGGUCCUCCAUCUAUAAACACCGUCUCCCCUGCUUUGCUGCUGAAUGCUACCUUCCAUCCCAUCUGAGAUAGUGAGAGAGGGAUUCCUGCCAAGAAUGACAAGCCAGCAAGGCUGUCACUGAUGUAGACAACAGCCAUACUACCUUGCCAGCAGUGAAGCUCUGGCUGCUCCUGCAUCCUGUCUACAAGUCCUUUGCUUCCUCCCUCCUGGUCACCCAGCCUACCAUCCACUUCUUCCAGCUUCCCUGCUUUUUAUUAAGCCUCACAGUUACCUCUGCUCCACUUGGCACCCCAGGUACGCUUGUUCAAUCUGUUUCUGGGUUGGCAGGAUAGUUGGGUGAUCUCGAUUAUCACUUCGUGGGUCUCUGGGAUGUUGCCUUUCCAGGAGCUUCUCAGUAACCACUUCUCUUGAAAGAAUGUGACCCCCUCCUUGGUCCCCUGCACUGCAGCAUCAUCAGAGGGCUUCUGAGUGGAGAAGUCCUUUGUGAAAGGUGGCCUUGGUGAGAAGUGUAGAGCUGAAUCUUCUAGGUGGCUUGCCCAGGUCACUCUACCUCUGGCCUCUGAUUCCCAUGGCUCCUCUUGUGAGUGCAGUGUUAACUAUUCAGAAAAUAGUCCUGUGUCUGCAAGUUUGCUUAGCUUUGGGACACUGUGACCACCAUAGCGGCUGUUCUGACAGCAUACUUGGGGACCUUCUUGUGGCUUUUUGAACAAGGGGGCUGGAUGCCCCAUAAAGCCCCUGUGUUCACACGCUGCAGCCUGGGUUAUGCCUGUGUUAGCAUGCACUGGACUGUUUCCAGGUCACAUUUGCAAGUAGAAAGAUUAGUGCUACAGAAGUGCCUAACUUAUCCCAGUCCAAAAGAAUUAAAGAUUACGUCUUGAAAUUUUGCAUAAAAUUCCCUGUGAAUUUUACACUUGGCAAAUGUUAAUGCAGGAAGCCAUAGUCAGCUCCUAAUACAGAUCCAGAGCAUUGAAUGUACUGUAUCAUUAGCUGCCUGGUUACAUCACCUUCCUAGCUCCUAGUGUAGACUCCUGAAAACCAGGGGUCUGACACUGGUGGCACAACCUGAGGUGGCAUUAGAGGUUUUUGAGUGAGCCAGAGCAACUUUUCUGCCAAAGUCAGCUUCAUUUAGACUUUCUGGAAUCAGGCAAUUGCCAUCCCAUGUCUGUCUGUACAGGUUUAUUUAUUCAUCUGAUGCCCUUGGCUGACUUUCUCUGACUCGUUGCUUGCUGUUUGCUUGCUAGUUUCCUUGCUUUGGAAGGCUAUCAAAGAUGUAUAAACAAUUCUUUAGGAAGGAAAUUGCUUAAAAAAAAAAAUACCACUGCAAAGGAAUGGGUAAAGGUGGGGAACAGAGAGGCAUGACCAGGCUGGAUGGUUCAAGUAUAAACGGGUGAGGAAUUCUUCAUGAAGUAUCAGUUAACUCUAUGAUCAAGUGAUACUAAAUAGGAAUUAUACCAAAGGGAAAACUUGGCUGUUAAGAGAGGUACUUCAGAGGCUCCUUGAUUUCCAUCUUUAGAGUUCCUGAGAUACGGCUUCCCUCCUUUGGCUGUCUAGCGAACUGUUUUAUUCCACAGUUGUGCCUUAUUGUCCCCAGUUGUAUUCUUUGAUCCAUCAAUAAAAGACUUACG
Castor canadensis (American beaver) is the source of this 2581-nucleotide messenger RNA. It is a transcript of the gene Chp1, whose product is annotated as calcineurin like EF-hand protein 1. NCBI's taxonomy places the organism in Eukaryota, Metazoa, Chordata, Mammalia, Rodentia, Castoridae. Gene Ontology annotation, molecular function: calcium ion binding. The record is from RefSeq and is a predicted model, not a curated record.